AGCACCACAGCAACAACAUGGCCAACGUGUCCUACCACAUCUCCAACCUCCUGGAGAAGAUGACAUCCAGCGACAAAGACUUCAGGUUUAUGGCCACCAAUGACCUGAUGGUGGAGCUGCAAAAAGACUCCAUCAAACUGGACGAUGACAGUGAGAAGAAGGUGGUGAAGAUGCUUCUGAAGCUACUGGAGGACAAAAACGGAGAGGUCCAGAACCUGGCUGUCAAGUGCUUGGGUCCGCUGGUCAGCAAGGUCAAAGAGUACCAGGUAGAGACGAUUGUGGAUACUCUGUGCACCAACAUGCUGUCUGACAAAGAGCAACUCAGGGAUAUCUCCAGCAUCGGACUGAAGACUGUCAUUGCUGAGCUGCCUCCUGCCUCCAGUGGUCUGGCAUUGUCCGCCAACGUGUGUAAGAAGAUCACUGGCCGGUUGACGAGCGCUAUCGCCAAGCAGGAAGAUGUGUCUGUUCAGCUGGAGGCGCUGGAUAUCCUGUCUGAUAUGCUGAGCAGGCUGGGGGGAACUCUGAUCACAUUCCAUUCCUCUAUCCUGAGCUGCCUAUUGCCUCAGCUGUCGAGCACCAGGCUGGCUGUACGAAAGAGAGCCAUCAUCGCUUUGGGGCACUUGGUCAUGAGCUGCAGUAGCUGUCUCUUCUCCGAGCUGAUGGAUCAUCUCCUGGUCGAGCUUUCAAAGAACGAAUCCACCUCCAUGACCCGAACCUACAUUCAGUGCAUCGCCGCAAUCAGCAGGCAGGCUGGGCAUCGAGUUGGAGAACAUUUGGAGAAGAUUAUCCCACUCAUUGUGAAGUACUGCAACGUGGAUGAUGACGAGCUCCGCGAGUACUGCUUCCAGGCCUUCGAGUCUUUUGUGAGGAGGUGUCCAAAGGAAAUGUCCUUUCACAUCCCCACUGUGAUCGGCCUGUGCUUAACGUACAUCACCUACGACCCAAAUUACAACUAUGAUCACGACGAUGAUGACGAAGAUGCAAUGGAGACGGACAAAGGCGAAGACGAGGAGGAUCAAGAUAGUGAAGAGGAAUACACCGACGACGACGACAUGAGCUGGAAAGUGCGACGGGCAUCCGCUAAGUGCUUGGACGCCAUCAUGAGCACCAGACACGAGAUGCUGCAGGAGUUUUACAAGACUGUGUCCCCGGCCCUGAUCAGUAGAUUCAAGGAGAGGGAGGAGAAUGUGAAAGCAGACAUCUUUCACGCUUAUGUGUCUCUUCUGAAACAGACUAAACCAGUCCAGAGCUGGCUGCAGACCGCUGAUGCCCUGGAACAAGGCGGGAUGCCUCUUAGGAUGCUUCAGAACCAAGUGCCCAGUAUAGUUAAAGCCUUGCACAAGCAACUUAAGGAGAAGAGUAUGAAGACACGACAAGGCUGUUUCAACCUGCUGACCGAAUUGGCAAAUGUCUUACCGGGAGGUCUGUCCGAGCACGUUCCAGCGUUAGUACCAGGCAUUGUUUAUUCCCUGACGGAUAAAUCGAGUACCUCCAACAUGAAGAUCGACGCACUGUCUUUCUUGCACGUCAUCCUGUGCAGCCACCCACCGGAGAUAUUCCAUCCACACAUCAACACUUUGCUGCCCCCCACGGUGGCCUGCAUCAGCGACCCUUUCUACAAGAUCACCUCCGAAGCCUUGCUGGUAACUCAGCAACUUGUGGAGGUCAUCCGUCCGCUGGACAAGCCUUGUUCGUUCGACGCGAAGCCUUACGUGAAAGAUCUGUUCAGCAGCACUCUGAAGAGGCUGAAAGCGGCAGACAUUGACCAGGAGGUGAAGGAACGAGCUAUAGCCUGUAUGGGGCAGAUCAUCUGUAAUCUCGGAGACAGUCUCGGUGCUGACCUGAAUCCCACUUUGCAGAUUUUCCUCGAGCGACUAAAAAACGAGAUCACAAGACUGACCACCGUCAAGACGCUGACCCUGAUUGCGAGUUCUCCCUUAAAGAUCGACCUGCGCCCCAUUCUCGGCGAGGGUGUCCCUAUCCUAGCCUCCUUCCUGCGGAAGAACCAGCGGGCAUUGAAGCUCAGCACCCUGGCUGCUCUGGACAUCCUCAUCAAAAACUACAGCGACAGCCUUAAACCAACGAUGAUCGAGUCGGUCUUAAUGGAGCUUCCGUCUCUGAUCGGGGAGAGCGACAUGCAUGUCUCGCAGAUGGCCAUCACCUUCCUGACCUCACUGGCCAAAGUCUACCCUUCGUCUGUCUCUAAGAUCGGUGGCUCCAUCCUGACUGAACUAUUUAAUCUCGUCCGUUCGCCACUGCUCCAGGGAGGGGCACUAAACGCCAUAUUGGACUUUUUCCAGGCUUUGGUGGUGUCUAAGACUGCAAACAUGGGCUACAUGGAGCUGCUCAAGCAACUGACGGGAACUAUCUACUCAUCGACUCAAGCAGGAGGCGCGGUGGUCUUGCACAAGCAAGCCUAUUAUUCUGUGGCCAAAUGCGUGGCUGCACUCACCUCGGCUAGCCCAAAGGACGCCAGCACUGUGGUCAAUCAGUUCGUCCAAGACGUGAAGAACCCCAAGUCAUCCGAUUCAGUCCGUUUGCUGGCUCUGCUCUCUUUAGCCGAGAUAGGCCGCACCAUGAAUUUGAGCGCACAGAAGGAACUCAAGGUGGUCAUCCUAGAGGCCUUUUCGUCACCCAGCGAGGAGGUCAAAUCAGCCGCCUCCUACGCACUGGGGAACAUCAGUGUCGGGAACCUCAAUGAGUACCUGCCUUUCAUGCUCAAGGAGAUCGGCAGCCAGCCCAAACGACAGUAUCUGCUGCUGCACUCACUCAAAGAGGUCAUCAGCUCCUCUUCGGCAGAUGGCUUGAAACCCCAUGUACAAGACAUCUGGGCCUUGCUGUUUAAACACUGCGAGUGCACUGAGGAAGGGACCCGGAACGUGGUGGCCGAGUGUCUGGGCAAAUUAACCCUCAUAGACCCUACCCACCUCCUGCCCAGGCUGAAGAAGCAGCUCACGUCAGGUUCAGCAUUUGCACGGAGCACAGUGGUGACAGCUGUCAAGUUUACGAUUUCAGACAAUCCCCAGGCCAUCGACCCACUGCUGAAAGCUUGUAUAGGAGACUUCUUACAAACUCUGGAGGACCCAGACCUCAAUGUUAGGCGUGUCGCUUUGGUGAUGUUUAACUGUGCGGCUCACAACAAACCUUCGCUGAUCAGGGACCUGCUGGAGACUGUUCUCCCUCAUCUGUACAAUGAAACCAAGAUCAGAAAGGAGCUCAUCAGAGAGGUGGAAAUGGGACCUUUCAAGCACACAGUAGACGACGGGCUUGACAUUAGGAAAGCCGCCUUUGAAUGCAUGUACACACUGUUGGACAGCUGCCUCGACAGGCUGGACAUCUUUGAGUUCCUGAACCAUGUGGAAGAUGGCCUGAAGGACCACUACGAUAUCAAGAUGCUAACAUUUAUUAUGCUCGCUCGCUUGUCGACUGUUAGCCCCAGUGCAGUGCUUCAGAGACUGGACCGGCUGGUGGAACCACUUCGUGCAACCUGCACCACAAAGGUGAAGGCCAACUCUGUGAAGCAGGAGUUUGAGAAACAGGACGAACUGAAGCGCUCGGCUAUGAGAGCAGUAGCGGCUCUCCUCACCAUCCCGGAGGCUGAGAAGAGUGCUCUGAUGGCAGAAUUUCAGUCACAGAUCCGAUCCAACCCCGAAAUGUCAGCCAUUUUUGAAAGUAUUCAGAAGGACACCACCUCAACCAGUAGUACAGAAACAAUGGACCUCAGUUAAAAAAAAAACAAGUAAAGCAAAAAGGAUCUGAACAAGAUGCCUUGGCUUCCUACCUAA
Messenger RNA from Callorhinchus milii (elephant shark), 3785 nucleotides. RefSeq names its product cullin-associated and neddylation-dissociated 2 (putative) (gene cand2). The coding region runs from base 18 to 3728 and encodes 1236 amino acids. The record is from RefSeq and is a predicted model, not a curated record. NCBI's taxonomy places the organism in Eukaryota, Metazoa, Chordata, Chondrichthyes, Chimaeriformes, Callorhinchidae. Gene Ontology annotation, cellular component: nucleus. The transcript is spliced from 15 exons. Gene Ontology annotation, biological process: protein ubiquitination; SCF complex assembly.